CCUAGCAAAGAAAUCUCAAGUUGUAGUUUGACAAUGCCGGAAUCCAGGGACAGGCUGUCGAGGCCGGUGGACUAUGCGGCCGUGUUCGUUCGCCGGAGAGUGCCUGGUACAGGAUUUAUUCUGGCGGACCAGGAAACGGGUCCGAACUUGUUCGAAAUCCCGAUCAGGCGGGUGACGGCUGCUACAACGCCAGCGACACGUGGACAAACGGCUUUGGGUACGACACGAGGUGGUGGGUUCGGAAGAGGCGGAUUCGGAACUCCAAGAAGUGUGGGUAGACGGGUUCUAUACGGGUCUCCGGAUACGGGUCGGGAGAACACUCCAAGUACCUAUCGGGGAUCGGGUCGGGACAGGCCCAGGGGCAGUGUGUUACCUUCUUGGUACCCGAGAGUCCCUCUUCAAGAUAUCACUUGGGUUGUGCGGGCAAUUGAAAGGAGAAGAACUCGGUUGGGAGAUGUCGAAGGCCAACAAAUUGAGAGUCCUGUUCCUGAGGACCAAAGAAUUCUUGAUCCUUCUGUACUAGUGUCAGGUGCUCAACUCGAGCACGAUCUCUCUUUGAUCUCUCCAAGCUCAACUGUAGCUACCAAGCCUCGAACACCUGCUGUUAGCAAAGUUCCAAAGAUCUUGCUUGAAGUAGCUAAUCAAAAUGCUAAAGAAACAGAGUUUCUCACACCACAGAAGAAACUCUUGAAUAAAAUUGACAUAGUUGAGAAAGAGGUGAUGAAGGAAUUGCAGAGACUAAAGAGAACACCCAUUGCUAAGAAGGUGGAGAGAGAGAAAAGAGUUCGUACUUUGAUGUCUGUUCGUUGAUUCUGUUCAACUUCAGAGUCAUUAGAACCAAGACAAAUCAAAACACCUAGAAAGGCUAGAAUCGAAAGACAAAAGGGACAAGAAACUUGUGCGUGAGACUGAUCAUCACUUGAUGAUAUUCGGGACUCUUGAAGUAGAUGUAGAUAUAUCUCAUGUUUUCUCUACUUGUUUUAGUUAUAACACAUCUAGCCAAAGGUCUUAGUUUAGGUUUAGUAGGCAUUUUUGUUUCUUGUUAACGUCAUUCUUUGAUGGUCAUGUGUGGGACUAGUAGCUAUCGUUUGUCUGAUGUACAUAAUGACCAUAAUAUCUCACUUUCAGUUACAUUCCUUCAUAAUGCCUUUGCUAAUGUACCAUUACUUUUCGAGUAUUCUAAGGAAGCAUCAGGUUUAUCGAAGUUAUUCUGUUU
Molecule: messenger RNA, 1216 nt
Organism: Alnus glutinosa
Lineage: Eukaryota; Viridiplantae; Streptophyta; Magnoliopsida; Fagales; Betulaceae
Product: protein POLYCHOME-like
Exons: 3
Coding region: 34-810 (258 amino acids)
Biological process (GO): regulation of nuclear division; negative regulation of ubiquitin protein ligase activity
Cellular component (GO): nucleus
Source: RefSeq, a predicted model, not a curated record